AAAAACAUGUCAUACAGUCAACAAAGCGUUCUACCACCCAAAUUACAAGAAGCAAUAGAUAAAAUUAUUCAGAACGAAGAUUUCAUAUCUUAUCACAUACAAGUCAAGAGAAUUGAAAUAAAUAAUAGCUUUGUCGGCGAAUAUAGAGAAAUAAAUAUCAGAGGUGAAAGUAAAAAUGGCAAUAAAGAACUACAAUUAUUCACUAAAACUAAGCCUGAGAUCUUUGAUGAGAUGAGUAAAGCAGUGAAGGUAGUGAACGCAUCGAAUGUAUAUAAGAUAGAAGCAUUUAUGUAUUCUGAAUUCCAUAAAACAAUAAAUGAAGUACAAGAAGAAGCCAACAUACCCUUCGAAGAGAGAUAUGUACUUGCUAAAAGUUAUGUUAGCAGUGAUGAAAAUACUAUUAUAAUGGAAAACUUGGCAGCCAAAGGGUUCACAAUGUAUCCGCAUCAACGAGUGAUAACACUGAAGUUCGCAGAGCUAGCAAUACAAAGUUUAGCCAAGUACCACAGCUUUGCCUUCAUACUUAAGGAAAGGCGUCCACUUUUUUAUGAGAAUAAAGUGAAAAAUAUGAAACUACCUGUAUUUUAUGGUAAAGAUAUUUUUAAUGAAACAGUCCAGAAAUAUAGCCAAAUUACCAUUGAUACCUUAAAUCCAGAACAGAAAAAGAAGUUGGAGGAAUACUUGCCGACUACUUAUGACAAAUAUAAGAAAUACACACAAGAUCCGGCAGAUAUUUGGACUUUAGUGCAUGGAGAUUACAAAGCUAGUAAUGUUCUAGUAAAAUUUGAAAAUGGCGACGUAAUCGAAGUAAUUCCUAUUGACUACCAACUUCCUUAUUACGGCUGCUCUAUCGUCGACUUGAUCUAUUUUUUAAUUAGCAGUACCGACCGAGAAUUCAGGAAGAACUACAUGGAACACCUCAAAAACAUGUAUCAUGAAUCUAUGAAGAAUUUUUUGAAACUAUUUAAUAUGGAUAUUGAAAAAUACUAUCCGAAAGCAGAAUUUGAGAGGCUUUUUAAAGAGAGACUAGAUUUUGGCCUGAUGCUGGUACUGUGGUUGCUUCCAGGCGCUUUGGGGACUCGAGCCACAAGUCGUGAUACUGAAGUUAUUUCCGACCAAAGCAAACUUAAUGAUUUGAUCCAAAAAAGGCUUAGUGACAUCGUUGACGAUUACAUUCAAUGGGGCUACUUAUGAUUUAUAAUACAAUAAAAUAUACUUUAUAUUUAAUUUUAAAGUUAUUCAUAAAUAACUGAAUGAUAUCAUUCAGGAGUAUU
This is a messenger RNA of Ostrinia nubilalis (European corn borer), 1274 nucleotides long. RefSeq lists its product as uncharacterized. The record is from RefSeq and is a predicted model, not a curated record. The transcript is spliced from 2 exons. The coding region runs from base 7 to 1194 and encodes 395 amino acids. NCBI's taxonomy places the organism in Eukaryota, Metazoa, Arthropoda, Insecta, Lepidoptera, Crambidae.